UAAGUGGGGGGGAAGAGACACCGUAAAAGCAACAUGAGAAGAGAGGCCCUCUGGUUGGCAGAUGGUGCUGUGGCUGGCCCGACGGGCUUGUGAUCGUCCGAAUAUAUACCAUGUUGAUUUCCCCUUGCGCUUCUUGACUCGUCGCGCCUAUUCUUUUAACCUUUGCGCGCCGCUUCGCACAACCUCUCACCUCUCCUCCCCCUCUCGCACAUAACCUUCUCUGUGCCGUAAGUCCUCGAUUGUUCGCUUCAUUCUGUCGCAGUGUCCCAGGGUCUAUCUCCCUUUGACGCACUGAGCGCAGCUUGAUCACUUACACGAGAAAGAGCCGCGACAAUGCUCAACUUCCGAAGAAAGAAGUCGGCCGAGUCCGAGGCCACGGCGCAAGAGGCUGUCACCGUUGACGAUGCGCCCCGCCAACCGUUCCGAAAGGCCAUCGUGCCCGUCAUUGCCUGCGGUGCCGGUCUCUUUUCCGACGGCUACAUCAACAACGUUAUCGGAUCCGUCACCACGAUCCUCGCACUGCAGUACGGCGACCUCUACAAGACCUCCAACGCCAAGAAGUACGUCGGCGACAUCGCCUUUGCCGGCACCGUCGUCGGCCAGCUCGCUUUCGGCUGGCUCGCCGACCACUGGUCACGAACGAACUCGCUGCUUGUAUCGACUGUCAUCCUGCUCGUCUUCACUGCGCUCGCUGCCGGGUCUUACUACAAGGGCGAUGAUAUCGGCAUGUUCAACAUGCUGGCCGCAUGGCGAUUCUUCGUCGGCAUCGGCAUUGGAGGAGAGUACCCCGCGGGUAGCGUCGGCGCAGCAGAGUCUACCGGUGAGCUAAAGUCGGGCUCGAGAAACUUGUGGUUCAUCAUGUUUACGAACACGAUGAUUGAUUGGGGGUUCGUUAUUGGCGCUUUUGUGCCGUAUGUUGUCGCGGCCGCUUGCCAUAAUGGCCACUACAGCACCAUCUGGCGCACCAGCUUGGGCAUUGGUGUGGUCUUCCCCAUGUUCCUCUUCGCCCUGCGUCUCUUUGUAAAGGAGCCCGAAGCCUCAACCAAGAACUCCAUGCGCUACGCAAAGACGCCGUACCUGCUCUCACUCAAGUUCUACGGAUGGCGCCUCUUCGUCGUCAGCUUGAUCUGGUUCAUUUAUGAUUUCUCCGCCUACUCAUUCGGAAUCUACUCUUCAACAAUCCUGAGCAACCUGUACGGAGAGACAGCCCCGCUCACCACCAUCUUCGGCUGGAACACGGUCAUCAACCUGUUCUAUAUCCCGGGUACCAUGCUCGGCGCUCCGGCCUCCGACUGGCUCGGCCCACGCUACGCCCUUGCCCUCGGCGUUUUCUUGCAAGCCAUCGUCGGCUUCAUCAUGGCCGGCGAUUACUUCAACCUAUCGCAGCCCGGCAUGGUCGGCGGUUUCGUCGUCGUCUACGGCAUCUUCUUGGCGCUCGGCGAGUUUGGCCCCGGUAACAACAUUGGUUUGCUUGCCGCAAAGACUUGCGCCACGGGCAUUCGCGGCAAGUACUACGGCGUUGCCGCGGCCAUUGGCAAGAUUGGCGCUUUCGUCGGUACAUGGGUUUUCCCAUACAUCCAGGCAGCUGCCGGUGACAACGCCGUCGCAACCGCCCAGUAUCCCUUCUGGGUAUCCUCUUCACUCUGCAUCCUAUCCGCCGCCCUCGCGAUCUUCUGCCUGCCGCACAUCGGUCAGGACACCAUCGCACUCGAGGAUGCGCGCUACCGCGCCUACCUGGAGGCAAAUGGCUACGAUACCCGCCAGCUCGGCAUGAAGAGAGGCGAGAGCUUCGAGAACACUGAUGCUGAGAUUCCUGCCGAGGGUCUGACUGAGACUACCAAGGGCGAGAAGGUGGCGGCUUAGAGACACUCAAACAGAAAUACCCAUCCUGUCUAGAGCCGUGUUUGGAUUUUGCCAUUGUAAGAUGACUGGUGAAUGUGGAUAUAUUUGCAAUGUGCAUAGGGAGAUGCUGGGGAUGUGAAAAGCCGCGAUGAUACCACUUGCGAAUUAAGCCUGCUCAUGAUAUCUAGCGAAUAAUGUCCUCCUAUCUCCUGAACCGUUCUGCUGCCCAGGAAGCGGCCUUCUCCAGUGUACUGAGAUACUUGCUCCCAUCAUCCUCAAGUCUGUUUGUUACUAGAUCCAUCGAGUGUAGCUCCACCCGCCGUGUCUUGGCGUACGCUUUGUAGCUGAAAAUAUUGACCAAAUAGAUGGCAACGCCAAUGUACGAAG
Colletotrichum phormii is the source of this 2229-nucleotide messenger RNA. RefSeq names its product major facilitator superfamily transporter. The record is from RefSeq and is a predicted model, not a curated record. The transcript has 7 exons. NCBI's taxonomy places the organism in Eukaryota, Fungi, Ascomycota, Sordariomycetes, Glomerellales, Glomerellaceae. Gene Ontology annotation, cellular component: membrane. Gene Ontology annotation, biological process: transmembrane transport. Gene Ontology annotation, molecular function: transmembrane transporter activity. Bases 334 to 1863 code for a protein of 509 amino acids.